AUGGACACGACACCUCCGCAAGAACGUGAGCCGAAGCAUGAAGUGAAUUCCCCCCUGAACAGGGCUUCGCAACGUCAGGCCCAGAAUUCGGUACAUCCUCCGGCUGCAGCCGUUGUAGGGCCGCGCGCCGCUGCAGCAGCAGCAGCCCCUGCAACACAACUCGCGACCUCACAAGGACCACAGCUGAAAGGCGCCGAACAAACUUCAACUACGGUUCCUCAGCCGAUGGCAGCAGCGGCUGCACCGGCAGCAGCAGCAGUUGGUGGUGGUCGGAAACGUGGCAGACAGCCAGGCUCGAAAAAUAAGCCGAAAACAGAUGCAGCACAAUCCGGUGCAGCAGCACCACCAGAUAUUGUGCCCCGAACAUCUCUGGUACGACGGAUACGCGAGGAUUACGAGUUCGAUUCGGAAGACGAGCGAAGCGCCCUACCGAUGAGCUAUGACGAGAAACGACAGCUCUCGCUUGAUAUCAAUAAAUUACCUGGCGACAAGCUGAGCAGUUGUGAGCAUAAUCGAAUCGAGAGAGCAGCUGCCGGGUUUCAAUCCGGAAGAAAUUGA
Messenger RNA from Gongylonema pulchrum, 558 nucleotides. NCBI's taxonomy places the organism in Eukaryota, Metazoa, Nematoda, Chromadorea, Rhabditida, Gongylonematidae. The record is from the annotation of a GenBank genome assembly.